GUCAAUACGCGCGCUAACGGUCAACCGCUAAAAUAAUCAACUAUAUAAAAAAAAACACACAAACAUCAGGGCGCCCAGAUUUAAAAGAACACACGACACGCCGCAAAAAUUUUGAUUGGUCGAGCCAAAAAAAAAAAAAAAAAAAAUCAAAUACAAAAUACGAAGUGUUAGUUCAUCAACAGCUGCGUCAAUUUCUUGAGCAAGGAGCCAGCCCCAUUCAUUAGCCAAUUCCAACGCCUAAACGAUUUGUAUCCGAUCGCCCGUCUGACCCAGAAAUUGGACGUGCUCAAUAUGUCGUCGUCGACGUCGUCUUCCAAUUUGGACAAGGAAUGCCCCGUUACCAUUGAGCUGGUGCGUCCCGAGGAUACACCUGAAGUUCUGGCCAUGCUCAAGACUUUCUUCUUUAAGGAUGAGCCACUGAAUACAUUUCUUGAUCUCGGCGAGUGCAAGGAACUGGAGCAAUUCUCAGUGAAGCCCCUCAAGGACAACUGCUCGUACAAGGCGCUCAACAAGAAGGGCGAAAUCAUAGGCGUCUUUAUCAAUGAACUCAUGCGACGACCUUCAGCAACUGAGCCGGCUGAUAAGUUGGCCGAUCCCUGCGAACAUCCCAAAUUCCAAAAGAUACUCAGCCUAAUGGAUCACUUGGAGGAGAAAUUCAACAUAUUUGAUUUGUAUCCGAAUGAGAAUUGCAUACUCGAUGGCAAAAUACUUUCCGUGAACAGCAAUUAUCGCGGCUGCGGCAUUGCCGGAAAGCUGACGGAACGUGCCUAUGAGUAUAUGCGGGAGCAUCAGAUCUCCGUCUACCAUGUGCUGUGCUCCAGCCACUAUUCGGCGCGCGUUAUGGAGAAGCUGGGCUUCCAUGAGGUCUUCAAACUGAAUUAUGCGGACUAUAAGCCGCAGGGUGCGGUCGUCUUUAAGCCGGCCUUGCCGCAUGUUGCCGCACGCGUCCUGGUCAAGGAGCUGGACCAGGAUAAGCCCAAGUCUGUGUUGUAAUUGUAAUGAGCCAAUUAUGCAUUUCAUAGAAAAUAUGUGAUUUUUAGUUUGUAGUUCGGUGGCGGGAUUUUUAAGUAUAUAUUAUUCAAUCGAGAAUCGUGCGCUCAUUUCAUUCUUCUUUUGUGCUUUCAACUUCAAAUUAGUAGAAAAAUAUACAAGUACAAGCUAUACAAACAUUUACGUAAUUAAAUGCGCCCAACGCGAGGUUAAUUUAAGUGUUCAAUUUGCUCAAAGAUUGCUUAAUUAAAAGAAAU
Messenger RNA from Drosophila novamexicana, 1247 nucleotides. It is a transcript of the gene speck, whose product is annotated as dopamine N-acetyltransferase. NCBI's taxonomy places the organism in Eukaryota, Metazoa, Arthropoda, Insecta, Diptera, Drosophilidae. The record is from RefSeq and is a predicted model, not a curated record. Gene Ontology annotation, molecular function: N-acetyltransferase activity. The transcript is spliced from 4 exons. Bases 292 to 993 code for a protein of 233 amino acids.